Molecule: messenger RNA, 2934 nt
Organism: Acinonyx jubatus (cheetah)
Lineage: Eukaryota; Metazoa; Chordata; Mammalia; Carnivora; Felidae
Gene: METAP1
Product: methionyl aminopeptidase 1
Exons: 11
Coding region: 110-1270 (386 amino acids)
Biological process (GO): proteolysis
Molecular function (GO): metalloaminopeptidase activity
Source: RefSeq, a predicted model, not a curated record
GCAGGCCGAGCUCCUCCCCCGGCUCGGCCUCUGUCCCCUCCCCUGCCCUCUCUCCUCCUCCUCCUUCCUCCUCUUCCUCAGUGAGGCGCUCCUCCAGCAGCCAGGCAGCAUGGCGGCUGUGGAGACGCGGGUGUGCGAGACGGACGGCUGCAGCAGCGAGGCCAAGCUCCAAUGUCCCACCUGCAUCAAGCUGGGCAUCCAAGGCUCGUACUUCUGCUCCCAGGAAUGUUUUAAAGGAAGUUGGGCAACUCACAAGUUACUGCAUAAGAAAGCAAAAGAUGAAAAGGCCAAGCGAGAAGUGUCUUCCUGGACUCUAGAAGGUGAUAUUAACACUGAUCCGUGGGCAGGCUAUCGAUAUACUGGUAAACUCAGACCACAUUAUCCACUGAUGCCAACAAGGCCAGUGCCAAGUUAUAUUCAAAGACCAGAUUAUGCUGAUCACCCGUUAGGAAUGUCUGAAUCUGAACAGGCUCUUAAAGGUACUUCUCAAAUUAAAUUACUCUCAUCUGAAGACAUAGAAGGGAUGCGACUUGUAUGUAGGCUUGCUAGGGAAGUAUUGGACAUUGCUGCUGGCAUGAUUAAACCUGGUGUAACUACUGAAGAAAUAGAUCAUGCUGUACACUUAGCAUGUAUUGCAAGAAAUUGUUAUCCCUCUCCCCUGAAUUAUUAUAAUUUCCCAAAGUCUUGUUGUACUUCAGUGAAUGAAGUGAUAUGCCACGGGAUUCCAGACAGACGGCCCUUGCAAGAAGGUGAUAUUGUUAACGUGGACAUCACUCUUUAUCGCAAUGGCUACCACGGGGACUUGAAUGAGACGUUUUUUGUCGGAGAUGUGGACGAGGGAGCACGGAAACUGGUUCAGACCACGUAUGAGUGCCUGAUGCAAGCCAUUGACGCAGUGAAACCUGGUGUUCGAUACAGAGAAUUGGGAAACAUUAUUCAGAAGCAUGCCCAAGCAAAUGGGUUUUCAGUUGUUCGAAGCUAUUGUGGCCAUGGAAUCCACAAGCUUUUUCAUACAGCCCCUAAUGUACCCCAUUAUGCCAAAAAUAAAGCAGUUGGAGUGAUGAAGGCUGGCCAUGUAUUUACAAUUGAGCCAAUGAUUUGUGAAGGUGGAUGGCAGGAUGAAACCUGGCCAGACGGUUGGACCGCCGUGACGAGAGACGGAAAGCGGUCUGCUCAGUUUGAGCACACCCUGCUGGUCACGGACACUGGCUGUGAAAUCCUGACCCGGCGACUUGAUAGCACGCGGCCUCACUUCAUGUCCCAAUUUUAAUUUCUCCCAAGAUGGCACAUCUCAGUAAUACCUUCUGGCUGUACCAUGCAUUUUAUUGAGAGUACAGAAUGGAAGAGGAGAUUUUUAUUACGUGUUUUGUUUUGACUAUAGAUAAGGAAGACUACAGCAUUGGAUGUGUGUCCUCAAGAACUUGACUUGGGUCUGAAAAAGCUGAGAAGAAUAAAAGAAACAUUCUCAACUCUUUUCAGUAUUCCCCUCUCCCUCCAGAAAUCUCUGCACCCCUGUUUUCUCACUUGGCCUUUGAGCACUUUUUACGUAAACCUGCUUCUAGUUGCUUUUAUCACUGCCACAACUGGGCCAGCAAGAGCCAGCUGCUCUUCAGGUGAAUGUGGAAGAUGAGAAUCCUUGAAACUUUAGCAACAUAUGUUGUUCCAGAUUUUUUUUAUUAUAUAUGUAUGGAAAUAUAUAUGUAUACAUUUUAAAUUCCAUGUAUGUAAUUCCUGAACACUAUAUGACCUGGGUUUGUGUUAAUUCUGCCCUGACAGUGCUAUAUGCUAUCAUAAAUGGACCCAUUGUUUGCAGUGAUUUAUUUCCCAGUUGGGAAUUUGGCCUCCCUCCUUCCCCAUGCUACUUAUUUACCCUUGUAAUUGUGUGUAAGGAAGCACUCGGUCAGUGAGACUUCCUCUCCAGUGUGGACUCUGUCAGUGAAUGGUUGUGGCAAAAUUCACUUUGGAAAAGGGUUGUCACAUUUUAGAAACAUCUAGUUUCUGGCAAAAAUAGCCAUGCUUCAUAUGAUAGCUGGCUGUUUCAGAGCAUGAGCGUUUUGUGAUACAUUGCUCUUUCAGACCUCUUUCUGGUCGAAAUGGGAGGGAAAAAGCUCCCUUUCUUCCCCUCUAUUUUAUUUCAGGGCAAACCUUGGAGAUAUUCAGAGAAGGGUGAACGGUUGCACUGUGGAGGUUGAUGGGAAGAGACAGUUCUGAAAUCUCUUUGGCAGUGAGCAGAGUAAGUCAGGUGGGCUGUUAGCUUCUGACAUUUAGUAAACCUGGUAGUGAUGAGAAAGGAACUUCUUUGAAGAUUGUACUGUUCCCUUGCAGUAGAGAUGCAGCUGUCCGUGGUGUGUUGAAAACACACUUUACCUUGACAUGGUUGGGAACCUCAUUAGAAAUGACCCCAGCUGCCCAAUAAAUUUGUUCCUUUCAGUAGUUCAGUCCAAAUGGAAGUGUAUCCAGGGAACACGUAUCAGAUCAAAGUCGUUGUCAUUGGAGUGUACUUGAUUACUGGGUAUCUGGUAACUUUCUUGUAAGAUAAUUUGAUACCACUGACAUGUUAUAUGAGAACAUCUUUCCCAGAGUGCCUCAGACCUUUAUUGCUUUAAAAGAAUUAUGAUAAUGUUUUCAUUACUUUUAUUAUUUUAAUGAUUUAGUGAAGUGACUGAAUCACAAAAGUAUAGACUUUUGGGGGUAUGUGUGUGAAAUUUUUUAUCAAACUGUAAUAUUUGUGAAUGGAAUGCCUUGCAAUAUGAAUGUUAAUAUAAUGUGUAAAGGGAGAUUAAAAGUUUGAACGAUUAUCCCCUCCCCCCCCCCCCCCCCCCCCACCGUGUAGUUAUUAACUUUGCUGCAUUUGUUUGGGGUUUCAGAGGGAAGUGGCGGGAGUAGGGUGGCUGAUUUCAUAAUCUGAAAUAAACUCAUGACCAUUUGAGUGAA